This is a messenger RNA of Sorex fumeus (smoky shrew), 1440 nucleotides long. It is a transcript of the gene ARRDC1, whose product is annotated as arrestin domain containing 1. The record is from RefSeq and is a predicted model, not a curated record. Gene Ontology annotation, cellular component: cytoplasm. Gene Ontology annotation, biological process: protein transport. Bases 36 to 1319 code for a protein of 427 amino acids. Gene Ontology annotation, molecular function: ubiquitin protein ligase binding; ubiquitin-like ligase-substrate adaptor activity. The transcript has 8 exons. Lineage: Eukaryota; Metazoa; Chordata; Mammalia; Eulipotyphla; Soricidae.
AGGCUUCAGUUCGCGUCCCGCGGCUCGGGCGCGGCAUGGGGCGGGUGCAGCUCUUCGAGAUCGUCCUGAUGCAUGGCCGCACGGUGUACAGCCCCGGGGAGCCGCUGGCGGGAGCCGUGCGCGUGCGCCUAGGGGCGCCGCUGCCCUUCCGAGCCAUCCGAGUGACCUGCACGAGUUCCUGCAGGGUGUCCAGUAAGCCCCAUGACACGGCCUGGGUGGCAGAAGAGGGCUACGUGAGCAGCUCGUUGGCGCUGGCUGACAAGGGGAGCCUGCCUGCCGGAGAGCACAGCUUCCCCUUCCAGUUCCUUCUCCCUGCCACAGUGCCCACGUCCUUCGAGGGCCCUUUUGGGAAGAUCAUCCACCAGGUGCGUGCCACCAUCGAUACACCCCGUUUCUCCAAGGACCACCAGUGCAGCCUCGUGUUCUAUGUACUCAGUCCCCUGAACCUCAAUAGCAUCCCUGACAUUGAGCAACCCAAUGUGGCCUCCACCAGCAAGAAGUUCUCCUACAAGCUGGUGAGGACGGGCAGCGUGGGCCUCACUGCCAGCACCGACCUCCGUGGCUACGUGGUUGGGCAGGUGCUGCGGCUGCAGGCAGAUAUUGAAAACCAGUCAGGCAAGGACACCAGCCCCGUGGUGGCCAGCCUGCUGCAGAAAGUAUCCUAUAAGGCCAAGCGCUGGAUCUAUGACGUGCGGACUAUCGCAGAGGUGGAGGGCAUGGGGGUGAAGGCCUGGGGCCGGGCGCAGUGGCAGGAGCAGAUCCUGGUGCCCGCCCUGCCCCAGUCAGGCCUGCCGGGCUGCAGCCUCAUCCACGUGGACUACUACCUACAGGUCUCGCUGAAGGUGCCGGAAGCCUCGGUGACCCUCCCUGUCUUCAUCGGUAACAUCGCGGUGAACCACGCCCCGCUGAGUCCCCAACCUGGCCUGGCGCCGUUUCCUGGCGCCCCUGUGCUGCCCUCAGCGCCACCCCACGAGGAGGCUGAGGUGGGAGCCUCCGGGGCCCAGUGCCCGGGCCCUGUCUCCCUCUCCACUAAGAGCCACUCCCAGCAGCAGCACCCGGUGGUGGCCUUCUGCUCUGUGCCUGGUGCCCCUGAGCCUCAUCCUCAGGUUGGCAGCCCUGCCCCGCCCCCGCUGCCCCCUCCUCUGUGCAUCUCCACAGGUGCCACUGUGCCCUACUUUGCAGAGGGUUCUGGGGGGCCUGUUCUCACCGCCAGUACCUUGAUCCUCCCUCCCGAGUACAGCUCAUGGGGCUGCCCCUAUGAGGCCCCGCCUUCUUAUGAGCAGAGCUGUGGCCAAACCAGCCCGACCCCCCGAAGCUGACCCCAGCUGCCUUCUGUGCGGGCUGACCUCUGCCCUGGGACCUUGGCUCCCUGGGCCUUGUGCCUUGGCUCUAGUCCAGCCCAGCCCAUUCAGGACCCUCACAAGUCCAGUGUGCCUUGUC